AAUGGAGGCGAAACAAAGAUCAAGAAGCUCAAUCUACCGCCGCGACUAGUACCAUUGAAGGUCGAAUACUAACGCCACGAAGUUGAUUAUCGGAGAAGCAUAAAAGUAUUCUUCAGUACAAUAGUCCCUCUCUUUGAGCCUACCACCGCAAGCAUGACCCCGUCCUACGAAUCUAUAUUACCUAACUCUUUUGAUAUAACAAGAACAUAUGGGCACAUUCCAGAACCUCAGAGUUCCCAUGGCCGACCCAAACGCCAUCCUCGCCGUACAAGUGCCAAAACACGGGCUUCACUUGAGCCCGCCUUCACAGUAGGGCACCUCUUGUCAUCCACCACAAGCUGCAUCCCGCACCCGAGUGUCUCCCAAUACGGCCCGGAUUCUUCAAAAUACGCCCCGCACAGCACUAACAAGACCUUGGUCCGGGCCAGGUCGCACGCGCCCUCAGUCUUAAUCUCGUCGACACGGACCAAGUUCGUGGCCGCAGAGAUCGUCGUGCUUGAACGCGACGUAGCCAAAGUCGUUGUUGCCUUUUAUAAAGGCCCCUGCCCAACUCGCAAAGCAUAUUUCGCCCGAAGGCAUCGGUUCGGGCGAAAUUGUACUGGAAUAUUGGCAAAGCUCCCGACGAGGGUCCAAAUGCCGGUAGGGUUCAGUGGCGACCUAUUGGAGUUAUUGCAAGUGGUGGCGGGGCGCAGGGACACCAGGUUCGCUUUGCUGAUAUUGAUGGUGAUGGUCGUUCCGAGUUUAUCUGGGUCAAGGAUUCUGGAUCUGCGACGGUGUGGUGGAAUAGGGGCUUCGCCUCUGAUGGCGAAGUCAAAGUUAUCUGGGGUCCAGGCGCGGGCGAAGAGAUCGCCCCGGGCAUCGGAGACGGCCAAGGUGUGCGCUUUGCUGAUAUGAAUGGCGAUGGCAAAGCGGACUUCAUCCACCUCGCAGACAAUGGCGCGGCUACCUUAUACAUCAACCAAGGGCGUCACGAAACAGGCGGCUGGGGAUGGUGGAAUUGGGGCGUGAUCGCAAGUGGACUCGGCAUCAGCCGAGAGAAUAUCCGGUUUGCCGACUUGAACGGUGACGGUCGUGAUGACUACAUCGCCGUUGAUAGCGCUACAGGCGGGCUGAAUGCGUGGUAUAACCGCGGACCCCAGAGCCAAAAUUGGGCUGCUGUCGCUCCCUUGGUGUGGUGGAAUCCGGGAUCAGUCGCUUCCGGCGUAAGCUAUUUACCAAAUUGGUCAACCUCGAGUAUGGUGACGUUUAGGGACUUGAAUGGAGACAGUAGGGACGAGUACUGAUAUAUUGGAG
Molecule: messenger RNA, 1293 nt
Organism: Colletotrichum acutatum
Lineage: Eukaryota; Fungi; Ascomycota; Sordariomycetes; Glomerellales; Glomerellaceae
Exons: 3
Coding region: 154-894 (246 amino acids)
Source: RefSeq, a predicted model, not a curated record